UCAAAAUAAUAUAUUUCAAAUGAGUGGUCAGCAUGGUUAUCACAUGAAUUUGUUGGCUCAAAAUUAUGAAUUUGCUAUGGCCAGUCAGCCUCAUUUUGCAGAACCGAUUAUUCAACCAUCAUUCCAGCAGUUACCGAUGCACGACAAUCCAAAUUUCUAUAAUCAAUCUCACACCAAUGUGUCAUCAUAUAGUGCGACACAUGGUUUCCGUCAAUCAUUUGGUGCAGGUCCUAGCACGCAUGGUCAUCAAUCAUUUGAUGAAGGCUCAAGUAGUCAAAGACGUACUAGUAGUAGCCACGGAGAAUAUGAGGCCAGAGAAGCUGAGGCUAGCAUUGAUAUGUAUAAUGAUGCAAAUGCUGAAAUUAGCUCUGAAAAUUCAGAGGAUGACGGCCCUUCAAGAGAGGAUGAAGAGAGUGAAAGAGAAAGUGAACGUGAUGAAUAUAUCGAUGAUAGUGGAGAUUUACUUCAAAAUAAUAUUGGUGUAAAUCCUCAUAAUCAAUUUGGUCAUGGUGUGUCCAAAAUUCCAUGUUUCAGGUUUUAA
Molecule: messenger RNA, 541 nt
Organism: Lycium barbarum (goji berry)
Lineage: Eukaryota; Viridiplantae; Streptophyta; Magnoliopsida; Solanales; Solanaceae
Exons: 2
Coding region: 20-541 (173 amino acids)
Source: RefSeq, a predicted model, not a curated record